This is a messenger RNA of Nyctereutes procyonoides (raccoon dog), 2020 nucleotides long. It is a transcript of the gene KISS1, whose product is annotated as KiSS-1 metastasis suppressor. Gene Ontology annotation, cellular component: neuron projection. Gene Ontology annotation, molecular function: kisspeptin receptor binding. Gene Ontology annotation, biological process: positive regulation of cytosolic calcium ion concentration; G protein-coupled receptor signaling pathway. NCBI's taxonomy places the organism in Eukaryota, Metazoa, Chordata, Mammalia, Carnivora, Canidae. The record is from RefSeq and is a predicted model, not a curated record.
GUUGAUGGUUCUUUCCCAAACAGUUCAACUCUAUCACGUGUGCUAGAUGCUUCUGUGCUAGAAAGUAAACUAAGACUUGGGGGGAUGGGUGUGUGUGUGGGUUCUCACCUGGCACGGUGGUGAAGUGCUACCUCUGAGGAGGAGGUGCUAUGGGUGGGAGGAGCUUGGAAGGACCCUAACCUUGAACCGCACAGCCUGCCCACCCCACCCUCGCCCCCACCACCUGCUCCCGCAGAGCAGCCGCGAUGCUCCAUCUGCCAUACAACAUACAAUCCCCCCUGGGCUCGGCCUACUCUGGCGUGAAGGACUCCUCCGGCCUCACUGCUCUCUCUCUCUCCAGCCAAGCUCUGCCCUCCCGGCAGCCUGCGGGGCCCGUGGGUCCCCUCCACGCCCAGCCCCUGUUGGAAACGCCUUCCUAACCCUUGUGUUCCUGCGGCUGACCAGUGCUCAGAAACUCAGCUCAAACCCACCUGUCCCCGCUCCAGGAUGAGCUCCCUGGGUACCCGCACACCUCCAGCCGAUCAUUGACCGUGUUACCUUGAAAUGCUCAGCUAAGACGACUCGAUUUCUUGAGCUACAUCUUGGGGAGGGGCUGGGAACAAGCAACGCUGUGUCCUAGUAGCCCGUGCCCCCUAGCGCCUAGCACAGCUCCUAGCUGGCGCUGGGAUCAGGAAUGAUCUCCGAACUAACCUGGAGCCUGCGCUCCCACGGUUUGAAGCCACAAAACAAAUGGUUUCACACUGCUCCAACAGACUGAGCCUGCCUUUCCUCUUUAAGUGCAGAAAGCCUUGUCUGGGUUUCAGUGUCACAGAAUCAAAGUCUGUAAGGAAAAGAGACUAUCUGAGGGCAUAGUCGGUGGCCAGUCUGACACAACGCUCUGGUUUCACAGAGGAGCAAUAUGAUCCAGAGAUGGGGGUGACUUUCUCACAUCCCACAGGGAGGGGACCAGAGCUGGGGCCAGAUUUGAGUGUUCUUGAUCCUAUUUUGGCAGUCUCCUUCUCUGCCCCGUGCCCAGGUCCUGGAGAGGAAUGGUGGUAGGGGCAAGAACAAAGAUAUGGACAGGGCUGAGCAAUCAUUAGCAGCUGAUGGGCAUCCAUGAGAGCCCCACCCCCCCCUCCCCCGCUUGCCCCCCUGGACCACAGUGGCUCUGGCCCGCAUCCUUUUUGUCCAGCCGUUGGACCUGCCUCCCCAUCAGUUGGUCUUUACUCAUGUUUGUUGGACAAUCUCAAAGUGCCUGAUGACUUUUUUCGAAGAGAAAUUCAACUUGGGAGGCAGCUGGGGUGGGGGCGGGGCCCAAGAGGGAAGGCAAAGGGGAUGUAGUGGGAGUCAGGGUAAGCAGCUCCCAUGGCAGCAGCCCAAAGCAGGAGGUCGAUCCAAUCUUCUUGGAGCCCACGCUGAAUAGAACAAGGAGACAACUGACCGGAUAAAUCAGGGAAAGUUUUUUCUCUUCCUUGUAUUACAGACAAUAAGAGAAUUUAACGACAGUCCUCAAGGGUUAUGAAAAAGAACACGAUGAUUGCCUCUUUUUUCCUUUUUUCUUGAAAUAGGAAAGGAUUGAAGUGUCUGUUGCAGCAGGAGGGAGCUGGGCCAGGUUCAGGAAGCCUCAGGACACCGCCAGCACCUGCAUCAUCUCACCAGGAUGAACUCACUGGUUUCUUGGCAGCUAAUGCUUCUCCUCUGUGCCACUUCCUUCAGGGAGACAUUAGAAAAGGUGGCACCCAUGGAGACUCCAGGACCUGCAGGCCAGCGGCUCGGACCCCAGGCCCUCCCGGCCCCGGCCCCGGCCAGGCCCAGGCCCCGGGCUCCGCUCCCACGGGGAGCCCACGGGGGACCUCGCUGUGCCCGCCUCCCGGGAACCCCGCAGGGCCCCAGCACCCAGGCCUGCGCGCCCCCCAGCGCUGCGAUGCCCGCCCCCCGGGGCGCGGUGCCAGGGCGGGGGGACCUGCCCACCUACAACUGGAACGUCUUCGGCCUGCGCUACGGCAGGCGGCGGGCCACGACCCCGGGGCUGCGCGGGUGA